AUGGCCACCGAAGGCGAAUCCCCCGCGCGACCCCGCGUCUUCUUCGACCUCACAGUCGGCGGCAAGCCCGUUGGCCGCAUCACCAUGGAGCUCUAUGCCGACCUUGUCCCCAAGACUGCUGAGAACUUCCGAGCUCUCUGCACUGGUGAGAAGGGCAUCGGCAAGUCUGGAAAGCCUCUGCACUACAAGGGCUCCGUCUUCCAUCGUGUCAUCAAGCAGUUCAUGAUCCAGGGUGGUGACUUUACUGCUGGUGAUGGCACUGGAGGCGAGUCUAUCUACGGAAACAAGUUCGACGAUGAGGCUUUCCCUAUCAAGCAUGAGAAGCCUUUCCUUCUGUCCAUGGCCAAUGCUGGUCCCAACACCAACGGCUCCCAAUUCUUCAUUACUACCGUCCCUACCCCUCAUCUUGACGGCAAGCAUGUUGUCUUCGGAGAGGUCCUCAACGGCAAGUCUGUUGUUCGACAGAUCGAGAACCUCACCACCCAGUCUGGCGACCGACCUGCCAAGGAGGCUGUCAUUGCCGACUGUGGUGAGCUCACUGGCGAUGCUGCCCUUGCUGCCGACGUGAAGCAGCCCGACGCCCUUGGCGACCCCUACGAGGACUUCCCCGAUGACUGCACCGAUACCCUUGACGCUGUCACUGUUCUCAAGAUCGCAAAGGCUAGCAAGGAUUACGGAAACACUGCUUUCAAGUCAGGUAACUACUCACUUGGACUUGACAAGUACCAGAAGGGCCUGCGCUACAUCAACGAGGAGCCUGAGCUCGAAGACCAGCCCCAGUCCAUCAAGGACGAGCUUGAGGCUCUCCGAUUCUCCCUCAACAACAACUCAGCUCUUCUCAGCAUCAAGCUUGAGGCCUGGGACGACGCUGCCCGUUAUGCCUCUUCUGCCCUUGAUGUCCGUGGAAUCAAGGAGGCCGACCGCGCCAAGGCCUACUACCGCCGAGGCUUUGCCAACAUCCAUCUCAAGGACGAGGAGGCUGCUCUUAAGGACUUGACUGAGGCCAACAAGCUCGCUCCCAACGACAGCGCCAUCACCCGCGAGCUCAACGCCGUCCGAACCAAGGCUGCCGCUCGCGCUGCCAAGGAGAAGGCUGCUUACAAGAAGUUCUUUACUUGA
Molecule: messenger RNA, 1119 nt
Organism: Fusarium coffeatum
Lineage: Eukaryota; Fungi; Ascomycota; Sordariomycetes; Hypocreales; Nectriaceae
Exons: 2
Coding region: 1-1119 (372 amino acids)
Biological process (GO): protein peptidyl-prolyl isomerization; protein folding
Cellular component (GO): intracellular membrane-bounded organelle
Molecular function (GO): protein binding; peptidyl-prolyl cis-trans isomerase activity
Source: RefSeq, a predicted model, not a curated record